ACAUUUACCUCAAAAUUAUUAGUUUUUCUUUAAAACUCGCAACACCUGUAUCGGUCUUGGUUGGAAUGCAGAAAUAAUUUAAAUUUCCCUCUAAGGACAGUGCGAAUUCUAGUGAAAGGAAGAUAAAGCUUCAACGAAUCUACCAUACAGAACUCGUGUCAGCCGAGAUACAAACCUCUCCGGAAAUAACAUAUGUUUGACGAAGUUUCAUGCGGUCUGUGGGUACGACAACUUCAGCCAUUUUCUGUCGAAAAGUGUUUAUUUUCUAGAUUUUGAUCAAAAUUAAAAUCGCAAUUAAAUGUCAGAACCACAGUCUGCACUUUUAUUAAGAAAACAACUUGCAGAACUUAAUAAAAACCCUGUAGAGGGAUUUUCCGCAGGCCUUAUAGAUGAUAAUGAUAUUUAUAGAUGGGAAGUAUUAAUAAUUGGUCCUCCAGACACAUUAUAUGAAGGUGGGUUCUUCAAAUGUCAUUUAUAUUUUCCCAAGGAAUACCCACUAAAACCACCAAAAAUGAAAUUUAUAACAGAAAUUUGGCAUCCCAACAUUGAUAAAAAUGGGGAUGUUUGUAUAUCAAUUUUACAUGAACCUGGGGAUGAUAAAUUCGGAUAUGAGAAAGCAUCAGAACGGUGGUUGCCUGUCCAUACUGUAGAAACUAUUUUAAUUUCAGUUA
Messenger RNA from Agrilus planipennis (emerald ash borer), 671 nucleotides. Its product is annotated as ubiquitin-conjugating enzyme E2 G1. The record is from RefSeq and is a predicted model, not a curated record. Gene Ontology annotation, biological process: proteasome-mediated ubiquitin-dependent protein catabolic process; protein polyubiquitination. The annotation marks the transcript as partial. Lineage: Eukaryota; Metazoa; Arthropoda; Insecta; Coleoptera; Buprestidae. The transcript has 4 exons. Gene Ontology annotation, molecular function: ubiquitin conjugating enzyme activity.